AUGCUACAAGAGCCCUGUUUUUUUCAGAGCUUUGUAUUAAAAUGUACCAGGUACCCAAAAUGGACGGAAAGUGAAUACCUUACAUUUUCAACUUUUCCAUCUAAGAUUUGUUUCUGUUGGACAAUUUUGGUUAUUGUCUGUUUCCCACAGCUAGUAAACUCUCUCCCGUACAAAGUAGGUAUUGUCGGACCUUGGACCUGUGACCCAUUGUUUUCCAAAGCCCUUCCAGAUGUUGCUGCCAAGUUAGCCAUUGAACGCAUCAACAAAGAUGCUUCUUUAGAUUUGGGACUGUCUUUUAACUAUGUGAUACUUAAUGAAGAUUGCCAAACUUCAAAGGCUCUGUCAACCUUCCUUACAUACUCUUUGGUUGCAUCAGGGUUUAUUGGCCCUUCCAAUCCAGGAUAUUGCGACUCUGCUACUCUUUUAGGUAAAAACUGGAACAAGGCUGUAUUUUCUUGGGCCUGCAUCAACUAUGAGCUGGACAAUGUGAAAAGUUACCCCACCUUUGCCAGAACGCUACCUUCUCCCACCAGGGUUCUUUUCAAUAUAAUGAAGUAUUUCCAGUGGGCGCAUGUCGGAGUCAUUUCAUCCAAUGAAGACAUUUGGAAGGACACUGGCAGAAAAGUGGCAAAUGCCCUUCGCAGUAAUGGAUUGCCAGUGGGAAUAGUUGUGUCUAUGGGAGAGGAUGGUAAGAGCACUCGGCAGGUUCUGGAGAAGGUCCGGAAGAUUGAUAAUCUACGCUUGAUCAUCAUGUGCAUGCAUUCUGUACUUAUUGGAGGACAGCCACAACAACAACUUCUGGAGAUUGCACAUGACAUGAAAAUGACAGAUGGCACCUAUGUUUUUAUUCCUUAUGAUACUCUAUACUACAGUUUACCUUAUCAUGAGACACCAUAUGAGAUACUAAGGACACGCUCCAAGCUCAGGGCUGCCUAUGAUGCUGUACUCACUAUCACUGUGGAGUCAGAGCAAAAGAACUUCUAUCAAUCCUUCCAAGAAGCAAUUGACAGUGGAGAGGUUAUUUCCAAUGAUAAUCCAACAGAGGUGUCUCCCUUAUUUGGCACCAUCUACAAUGCAAUCUACUUUACUGCACAUGCCAUGAACAACAGCAGGAAGCACGACCACUGGGUCUCUGGGUCGAAUUUAGUCAAGCAUUCAAAGAACAUGCAGUUUUAUGGGUUUAACCAGUGGAUUAGGACAGACCUGAAUGGCAAUGGAUUUACAGAUUACGUCAUUCUGGACACAGACGUAAAGACCUGUGAACUGCACCGUACAUAUGUUGUUGAUAUGGAAACAGAUAUGGUCAGAUACAUGGGAAGGCCUAUUCACUUUCCAAAUGGUGUCUCUCCAAAGUCAGACUCUUAUUGUUGGUUUGCAAAUGGAAAAAUAUGCACUGGAGGUAUCGAUCCUGCUUUUGCUUUAAUGGUGUUUCUUUGCAUACUUGUUGCCAUCAUCUCCAUAAAUGGACUUGCUUAUAUUAUAAGGCGUCGGAUUAAUAAAAUUAAAUUAGUUAGAGGGCCGAAUAAAAUUCUGUUAACGCUGGAAGAUGUCACUUUCAUUAAUCCACAAAUCAGCAUGAGGAGAAUAAGCAGUGAUGGAAGUCGCACCAGUGAUAGUGGACACGUUAUAGAUAACAAAAGUAUGAGGUCACCAAUAAGGUCUAGUUCUACUAAAAGUCUUACUCCUGCUACCUACGAGAAUUCCAAUGUUGCGGUUUAUGAGGGUGAUUGGGUAUGGAUGAAAAAAUUCCCUUCUGGAGAUUUUGGAGAACUUAAACCUGGAACAAGUGAUGUUUUUGAAAUGAUGAAGGAUAUGCGUCAUGAAAAUUUGAACCCAUUCCUAGGUUUCUUCCAUGACUGUGGGGUUUUUGCUAUUGUCACAGAGUUUUGUUCCAGGGGCAGUUUGGGGGAUCUUCUCCGAAAUGAGGAUGUUAAACUGGACUGGAUGUUUAAAUCCUCCCUUCUGUUGGAUCUAAUUAAGGGCAUGAAAUAUUUACAUCACAGAAAAUUUGUUCAUGGUCGACUCAAGUCCCGAAACUGUGUUGUAGAUGGACGAUUUGUUUUAAAAGUCACUGAUUAUGGUUAUAAUGAAGUUUUACAAGCUCAGAGAAUUGCUCAUGAAGAACCUACUGCAUUUGAGUUACUAUGGACAGCACCAGAGCUUUUGAGAGAUCCACACGCAGCUUUGCAUGGCAGUUUCAAUGGAGAUGUUUAUAGCUUUUCCAUAAUUAUGCAAGAGGUAGUGGUGCGUGGGCCUCCGUUUUGUACUUUAGAUCUAACUCCUGAAGAAAUCAUCACAAAGAUUAAAAAACCACCUCCAUUGUGCCGCCCUGUGGUGUCUCCGGACCAUGCUCCUAUGGAGUGCAUUGUGCUCAUGAAACAGUGCUGGAAUGAAGUGCCGGACAGACGUCCUUCUUUUGAUGAAAUAUUUGACCAAUUUAAAAAUAUCAAUAAAGGAAAGAAAACCAACAUCAUUGACUCCAUGCUGCGCAUGUUGGAACAAUAUUCAAGCAACCUAGAAGACUUAAUACGAGAGAGGACAGAGGAACUAGAGAUAGAAAAACAGAAAACAGAAAAGCUUUUAACACAAAUGUUACCUCCAUCAGUUGCAGAAGCGCUAAAAAUGGGCUGCACAGUGGAACCAGAGGGGUUUGAUGAGGUUACAUUAUACUUCAGUGAUAUAGUGGGUUUUACCACUAUAUCAGCAAUGAGUGAGCCCAUUGAAGUGGUUGACCUUCUUAAUGACCUCUACACAUUGUUCGAUGCCGUGAUAGGAAAUCAUGAUGUUUAUAAGGUAGAAACUAUAGGAGAUGCCUAUAUGGUUGCAUCAGGACUUCCUAAGAGAAAUGAAAAUAGGCAUGCAGCAGAAAUUGCCAACAUGUCUCUGGAUAUCCUCAGUUCUGUUGGAACUUUCAAAAUGAGGCACAUGCCCGAUGUCCCUGUUAGGAUACGCAUAGGCCUGCAUUCAGGGCCCGUGGUUGCAGGUGUAGUGGGUCUAACAAUGCCAAGGUACUGCCUCUUUGGAGACACAGUAAAUACUGCCUCCCGCAUGGAAUCAACAGGGUUACCUUAUCGCAUCCAUGUCAACCAAAGCACUGUCAAAACCCUCAGAUCUUUAAAUGAGGGAUAUAUUAUGGAACUGAGAGGAAGGACAGAGUUGAAGGGUAAAGGUAUUGAAGAGACAUACUGGCUGGUUGGAAAAGAAGGUUUUACAAAACCGUUACCUGUCCCACCAGUGAUCAAGUCAGGGGAUGAGGCAACCUUCCGAGAUCUAAAGCGACUCCUGAAGACGGCUGUGAAAAAAAUAACACAGGUUCGGCAAAUUACAUCUCUGAUGGCACCUGAAACAGAAAGUGGAUAAAUAAAGCUACAGAUGGUGACCUUAAUCUUAUGGAUUAAACCAAGUCUGAAUCAGUUAAGAAGGACACCUCUCAGGAGGUCAUACUUAACAGGAUUUACAUAUUACACCAGAUAAACCACCUACAGAUGGAUCAUUGCAAUGCAAAAGACAAAAUCCCUGCAUUUUCCCAAAUCACCAGUCUCUGAUCUAUGCAAAGUUUAUUAAACUGCAAGGAUUGUUGUGUCGACAACAGGGGAAUUUAUAGCAUUAAGUAUGCCCAGAAAACCUGCAUGGGAUUGCUAUGCUGUGAAAUACGCCUUUCUUUCAGGGAAUGGGCUAAACGACAAAAGAA
Bufo gargarizans (Asiatic toad) is the source of this 3691-nucleotide messenger RNA. It is a transcript of the gene GUCY2F, whose product is annotated as guanylate cyclase 2F, retinal. NCBI's taxonomy places the organism in Eukaryota, Metazoa, Chordata, Amphibia, Anura, Bufonidae. Gene Ontology annotation, molecular function: guanylate cyclase activity; protein kinase activity; peptide receptor activity. Gene Ontology annotation, biological process: cGMP biosynthetic process; intracellular signal transduction; receptor guanylyl cyclase signaling pathway. The transcript is spliced from 18 exons. The record is from RefSeq and is a predicted model, not a curated record. Bases 1 to 3360 code for a protein of 1119 amino acids.